This is a messenger RNA of Phytophthora nicotianae INRA-310, 324 nucleotides long. RefSeq lists its product as hypothetical. The annotation marks the transcript as partial. NCBI's taxonomy places the organism in Eukaryota, Oomycota, Peronosporomycetes, Peronosporales, Peronosporaceae. The transcript has a single exon. The record is from RefSeq and is a predicted model, not a curated record.
AUGCCUGCCUUCCGCCAUCCCGUUGCCGCAAUCUCGCACGGCCCUGGUCCUCUGUGGCUGAUCUCAUCGGGAUUCGACGAAAUGGUGCGAGACACUGUGACUGCUCCUGAAGUAUUAAGAUCACUCUUCGGUAAACUUUACCCAAAGGACGAGAACCUGCCCAAACGGAUCCUCCUUGUGUCAGCGCACUUUGAGUCCAGUAGCAGCGGAUUCGAGAUCUCCAAUGCUGCCAACCCAGAAAUGAUCUACGACUACUAUGGCUUCUCCGAGGAGGCCUACGAAGUCAAGUACCCUGCUAAAGGCGAUCCUGCUUUCGCGCAGCGA